Molecule: messenger RNA, 498 nt
Organism: Danaus chrysippus (African queen)
Lineage: Eukaryota; Metazoa; Arthropoda; Insecta; Lepidoptera; Nymphalidae
Source: the annotation of a GenBank genome assembly
UUGGGAGCCUUCCAUAGACUGGUGAGAUGUACUGUCGGGAACGGUGGCUGCAAGCCGCGAGGGGCUGGUUUUUCAUCUUCCUCCGCCGCGCCGGUCGUCACCCACCCAGCGCUGAAGACUCUCUACUGUGAGCGCGCCAAGCCCUACCUGCGACAUCUUUUCCCUCACCUCUCCCGACACGUAAGCCCGGGCGGCUGUGAAUUCUCCAGCCUCAACCGAUACAAGCCCCCACGCAAUCCAGAGAAUCCACUCUCCGACGGCAGAUCGACGAAAGAUGUCAAGCGGUGGAGACACGAUUUCUUAAGAAGACCUCCAGGACGAGUAAAUCGAGCUUGUAUAUCCCACUUUCUAAAGUACCUUCCUGGCAGCAGGAAGAUUAUUUUUUUGACGAGAUCGGCCCCCCCCGGUCACUCCCAGCGGAGCGCUAGUGCCAAAUCUCUACUGUCCUUCACGCAGACGAGUUUCGGCCUCCGAGACUCUGAGUUCCAAAUCCUCUAG